GCGAUGACAAGGCUGAUGGUUCCAGUGGUGCUGGGGAAGCUAGUAAACCUGCAGAGAUGCCUACGCAGAGAAGAAAACGGAUCUCCACCAUGCCAAAUCUUGUCAAACCCAGGGCUGGACCUUCAUCUGCUCAGCGUUCUGCACCAAGGCUGCAGAGGCGAACAUCACAGGCUCCUGAUGGCGGUGUUUCAUUUCAGAAGGAUUCCCCCACGCCAGAAAAGAGUAGCGUUGAGAGCUCUUUAAAGUCUCCCAUGCUUCCUGAGAAGAAAACACCCGUGCCACAAGUGCCACAGUUUUCACCGCUAAAGAAAUCAGUGAAUAAAGAGCAAACUGUUGGUGUGGCUGCUCAGAAAAAUGAUGACAGUUUGCAGAAGAGUGUACCCUCUCCCCUCAAGGAGAGACCAACACAGGAGAGAUCAGAAACACAGGAGGAAAAGCUUCCUAUGAAACCUUCUCCUGAAAAAGACAAACGAACGUGUUCUGACCGUGAAAGGAUCCUCAAAGCUCGGAAGUUAAGAGAAAUGCUUAAAGAAGAGCUGAAGAAAGAGCGGAUGAAGUUGAAACACAGACCCCCAGUAAUCGAAGGGCGUUCUCCACCAGAUCGUUCUAAAAUGACCAUGAGAGACUUGAUAUACUAUCUGCCAGAAAACAAUCCUAUGAAGUCUUCACUGGCAGAAGAAAAGAGAACAGAAAAAAAUUCUGCGCUGAGUCAACUGAAAGGGCAGGAGGAGAAAAGUACUCUUGGUCAUGAAGAAGAGGAGGAGGAAGAAGAAGAGAAUGGGGAGGAGAGUCAGGAUGGCCCACUUCUAGUUCCUCGUGUGAAAGUGGCAGAAGAUGGUUCGAUUAUUCUGGAUGAAGAAAGCUUAACUGUAGAAGUUCUAAGAACAAAAGGUCCAUGUGUUGUAGAAGAAAAUGAUCCCAUCUUUGAACGUGGCUCUACAACUACAUAUUCCAGCUUCAGGAAAAGUUUUUACACAAAACCGUGGUCAAAUAAAGAAACAGAUAUGUUCUUUUUAGCUAUCAGCAUGGUAGGAACAGACUUCUCCUUGAUUGGACGGCUGUUUCCUCAUAGAGCCAGAGCAGAAAUUAAGAACAAGUUCAAACGUGAGGAAAAAGCUAAUGGAUGGAGAAUAGACAAAGCUUUCAAAGAAAAACGACCCUUUGAUUUUGAAUUCUUUGCCCAGCUGCUUGAGAAGGUCUUAGCAGAUGAGGAAAAGAGGAAACAAAAGACUGUUAAAAGCCAGAAACCAAAGGAAAGGAAGUCACCAAGGCCUCGGAAGAAGUCAAAAGUAGCAAAAGCUGCCAGCACAGGAGCUGCUAAUGAUCAAGAUGAACUUCAGGAAGCCAGAAUUUCUGAUGAAGAAACAGAAGCAGACGGUGUGACGGCUGAGAAAGAAAAUGAGGAAUCUCUGGGCAUUUCUGAACAGGCAGAAGAACAGGUUGCGUUAGAAGCAUUAGCAAAAAAGAAGAGAAAGAGGAAGAGAAAAGAUGAUCUUGAAGAGGAGGUAGAGAAUAUUCCAGAAGAAAUGUCUGUCCCUUCAAAAAUUGCUGAAGAAGGGAAAUCCUCUAAUAAAAGGAAAAAAGUGGUGCAUGAUACAAGCAAUGAUAGUCAUACUACCUGUAGAGAAGAACUGGAUUGUGCUAUUGAAGGAAAACAAGAUGAAAGUGCUGUCACAGAGGAAGAGAGAUCAGAGUCCUGUUUACCAGUGACUGACCAAAUGGAGAGAGAAGAUGGUGUUGAUUUAUGCAGCUUUGAAGAUGUCAACAAUGUUAUAUUAGAAACAGAGUCAGCUAAACUGAGAACCGGGGAUAUUAGAGACGAUACAUCACAGGAAAGCCACACUUCAGAGUUACCAGUUUCAAAGAUUAGAAGCCAAGAAAGGCAAUCUGAAGAAACUAGAGAAACAAAGAACGAAGACAUACAUCACUCACAUAGACCAGAUGAAAAGCAAAGUGCAUCAGAAGGUGGUUCUCAGUCUGAAAUCAUGAAAACUGAAAAGUCAGCAGACAGAAGGCGCUUGCAAAGACCUAAACCCAAUUUGAUGAGAUCAUCUGGAAGGAGGGAGACAGCAGCACAAGACAAAAUGGAGUCGGAAACUUCCUCUCCAAACCCUGAGAAUACAGAUGAAAAGUGCUCUGAGGAGGACAGUAGAAGAAGAAACAGAAAUGAAGCCACAGAAGUGGAGAACAGAGAUUUGGAUAACGAAUCUGAAGAACCUGAAAAAACUGCAGUUGUAAAGACAGUACUUAGAGGAUGUCGACAGAGAUUUAAACCUAAUAUUACAAGAGCAUCUGGAAGGAAAGAAGAACCUGAAAAAGAUGCAGGAAAUGAUAAAAUGUCCCAUCUACAGCUUAAGGGGGAAACUGAAAAGAAUACUGACCAAAGUAAUAGGUCUGAUGUUACCAGUGAAGAAGCUGCAGAAAAAGAUGACCAAGUCCUGGCUACAGUGUCUCAGUCUAAUGAAACAGUGGGUUUACAAGAAGACAGCAAACGGAGUUUGCUGAAUCCUACCCCUCUAAGGAGAGGCAGAGUACAGAGACCAAAACCAAAUCUAGGAAGAACUGUUGCAAGGCAAAAAGAACUGAUAGAUGAAAAAGAUACUGAAGAGAAGACAAUUAAAGGUGGAGAAGUAGAAAAAGAUAUAAUGCACCACAGAGAUGAAAACAAUGACCCCUGCCUCAAAAGUGAUUUGACAGUUCUUGAAGACACUCAGCCAUGCACUGUGAUGUUAGAAGGGGAUGUUUCUACAGAUUCUGAGAUGAACUCAAAAUCUACAAGACAGUGUUUCCAAGAAAAGUCCUCAGAAGCAGAAAGCUGUGAAAGUGAAAAGGGAUUGUCAGAUGCCUUGAAACAGGUUUCAGAUUUCAAUACAGGGGAAUCUCAUCCUCAGAAGGAAGAGGAGAAAACUGUUGUAUCAUCAGCUCAGCUACUUAGGAGUCGAUUCCAGAGACCAAAGCCAAAUUUAAGAAUGACAACUAAUAGAAAAGAAGUGCUGGAUAUAAAUAGUAAAGGUGUAUUACAAAAAGAUAUCAACAAGGAAGAAAGUUUGACAAAGUGUGACAGUGAAUGUAGUAUCCUUCCUGACACAGAUAAAACAGGAAAAUAUGAAGUCCUAAAACCACUAGAACCUGUGGGAAAGGACAUGUCACUUCACCUUCAGGAGGUUUCUGAGAGGCCAAGUUGUAAAUCCCCAAAAACAUCUUCAAGAUCAGAGGAUGGUGAACUUGAGCUGUGUCUACCUGAUAUUAACCAAGAUGACAUUUUAACUACUAACACAGGCAAAAAUAGCACUGAAGAAGAAAGUAAACUAAAACCUCCUCCACACAUCCAGUUAGUGCGGAGCAGUUUCCAGAGGUACAAGCCAAAUGUGGUAAGAGCUGUUGGAAAGAAGGAGUUACAAGUAUCAGAAAAUGAAAAGAAGAAAAAGCUUGAAGAAAAGCACGUAGUAUUGCAAAAAGAUGAGUUUGCCAGUACUGCCAUUGGUGAAAAUGAAGCUGUAUUGUGUCAAGCAGAUGUAUUGAGCAGAGAGGAACAGGAACAGCAAGAGGUGCCUCAGGUGCCCUCUAUUUCUGGAAACAUUUUAUGUGAACAAAGCAGUGCUGAAAAAUCUACCUCCCAAGAAGGCAAGCUGGGUGCUCAGAAACCAGGACAACUCACAAGGCUUGAAGCUCUAAGAACUGGACCAAACUUAGAAGAAGCAUACAGCAAAAAAGUACCUCCAGUAGCACAAAAACUUGCUUCUCCAGAUGAGGAAGAAAUGCAUAAAGGAGAAAAACUGUCCAUGGCAGAAGAAUCAGAAAAACCUCUCUCAACAGGUGACAUAGAGGUAUUGUUUGUGGGAAAUUUGGCCAAGAAUGACAAUCUAGACAUAAAUUCAAGAUGUAUGAAGUCAGAAAUGCUCUGUUCCUCUAAAAAGCCACCAAACAGCCACAACAAGGAAGGGCAAGAAGAGUGUCCAUCUACAGAUGCUAUGGGAAGCAUUCUGGGUGCCACAGAAAGGUCCAGUGAUGAAUUAAGUUCUGGAGAAGAAAGUGAACAGAGAGCAAGGGAACUCCACAGGAUCUCAAGGUCAAACAUAAUGAGACUUACUAGAAAAAGGGAUUAUUUCAAAGAAAGUGAAAACAAAGAAGAGGGCAACACUGAGAACAGAAAUGAAGAAGAAUGUUUGCUGUUAUUAAAAACAGAUGUAUCAAUGCAAAAUUCCAGUAACAUAGUGGAAGCUGCAUCCUUCUUAGAGUCUACAGAGAAACACAAUUUUACAGAGGAUGUUGAAGAAACAUCUUGUAAACGAACCAGGCAGGAUAUUACACUCCAGUCUCCAGAGAUAUCCUCAGAGUGUGAGAGUCAAGUAGAACAAGAUGAGGAUUUUCAGCUUUCUACCUCUGAGGAGAAACAAUCAGACAAUCUCACAAGAAGGCAGUUCAGGCGAUCAUCAAAACGGAUAGCACUGUCAAAACAUGUGUUGGAGCUAAGAACUGCGGCUUCCUCUGCCUCUGAAUGUGAGGCUGAUUGGAGUGAGAAGGGGAAUCAAAGGCAAGAAGCUAAACUGAGUGUUCCUAGAGGCAAAAGUUUGAAAACUAAACAUAGAAAGAAAUCUGAGAAGGAACCCAGAAGUUCAAAGAUAACCUUCGUCACCCUCCGGGCUUCUCAAGAGGAGGAGGAUGAGGAGGCAGAUGACUUUGAACUUGAUGAUGAAGAUGAAUGCUUUUCACCUGAGGAAGUGAACAAGGCUCCAGUGUUUGUUCCUGUAGGUCUUCGAUCUCCAAAACCUGUUCCUGUUCAGAUAGAGGAAACCAUGGAGGAGCUUGAAAUAUCUGUGAAUGUACCGGAUAUGCAAACAGCUACUGAUGUUGAAAGUCUUUCUCAUGCAUCUAUCCAACCGGUAGCACAGAGGGAAGAAACAGAAACUACCAUACAUGAAAAUCCAGAUGCGAACAAAGGAAUUAACGACGGAAGCACUGAAGCUGCUAUGACUUUACUUGCCAUGGGUGAUCCAAAUUUCCAGUUAAAAACAAGCCCUGAAGAACGGACGCACACGUUACCUGCUCAAGACACUUCUACCAAGGAAUUGCUGCCUUCUGAGGAUGGAAGCAACAUCAAUGUAGAGAAUCAAAGCACUGGCACAAGAAUUGGCAUAGAAGAAUAUUUGGAGAAGGAUGCUACUGACACCAGCUCUUUGCCUGUGGUGAGUAGUAUGGAACUGACAGGAGACAGACUCCUGCAGCCUGAGCCAACCUUUGGAGUAUUGAGGUCCAAUGAAAACAUAACACAGAAGUUACUUAACACAAAUGUACUUGUGGAACAACUAGAGCAAAUUCAAACUGAUCCUACAACCGUGAGGGAUACUGCAGAAAUGCAGAAGGUGGAACUAGAACAGAUCAGACCAACUGCAGAUGAUUCUUCAGUUCUUCAUGAUUUUGCAGCUCAGAGUAUGGAACUUAUUGAGCAAGUAGACAAAACUGAGAGAGCAGAAAAACAGAUGAGAGGUGCUUGUGGAAAUUCAGGAGAUAUAAGACCUGUAACUGCAUCCCCAAAAUCUGAAAAAUCACACCUUGGACUAGAGGAUUGUCCAAAUCAAAGUUCUGUGGAUGAAGUUCCUGAGCAAAAUCCUUGUCCUCUUGAGCGCAAUAUAUGCACAAUCAACUUUACUCAGAAUGAAGCUUGCACUGAGGAUGCUCGACAACAGUGCGUAAGCAGCACAGAAGAAACUUCAGUAGUGAACGAUGAUCCUAGAUGUCCAGAGGAGGAACAGACAUUCGUUUUAACAUUGGUGGAAAUCCCAGUUGACUCAGAAGAGUUUGAUGCAUCUGUUGUACUGGAACAAACUGCAGAACCAUUACUACCAGCCCCGAUACUUAUCAGUCCAAUAAAUGCAAGUGAAACAACUGUGACUGAAGUGGAAAGCACUGGGUCCAUGACAGCUGCAGCUGGUAAAAUUGCUACACCUUUAAACAGCAGUAUGGAAACCAAACAACUAGACAGUGCAUCAGCAGACCCUGUUCCAAAGUUGCAGACAACUCGGAAACGAUCAGCUGCUGAGCUUCAAGAGAAUGAUUUUCCUACUGCCAAGAAAACUCUGUCUACUGUUGCAGUGGAAGAUAGCUUGGAAACCUCUUGUAAGGGUUAUUCAAUUAAAUCCAAAGAUGCACCAAUGAUAGCUUCUGGCAAUCCUUUUCGAAAAACAGAGCCUUCAGCAAAGGAGAAAGUACUUACCUCUGCGUUGGUGUCUAAGUCUAUGUCACAACUCACUAAGAGAAGCCAGCCUGAGACUUUGCAGAACUUAUGGAAAGCACCACUUGAAAAUUCAGCAUCCAAACAGGAAGAGGAGGUGAUAUCUAGAUUAACCUCUAACAGAAUAGGAGAAAUAAGUGGACAAGGAAAACAGGAGAGUGUGCAUGAGUCUGGACAGUUGGAAUAUACUGGAAGCCCAUCAUCUUCAAAAACUCCAAUACUCAGGGGCGGACGAAAACCAUUGGGAUUUUUAUCUUUAAUUUGCAAAAAAAGUAGUUCUGAAUCUGCAGAAGAUACCAAAGGAAAUAGAGGGAAGAUCCAAAAGCCUCAAACUGUGACUCCAAAACGAAGUCUAAAGAAACCCACUCCCUCCACUAAGUGUGAUAGGGAAACUUGUUCCCUUCCCUCUACAUCUGUGGAAUAUGAGCAUGUAGCUGCUGAUGCUGCAGUUAUGGUUCCAAGUAACAACUCAUCUGAGAAGGCACCUCUUUGUGCUAAAGAUCAAGAGAAGGAAGAAGAACCAACCAGAAUCUCUGAGUAUUUUUUCAGUGACAUCUUUAUGGAAGUGGAUGAUUCAGAAUAGCAAAUGGGUUUUAUAAAAACCUAGGAUUAUAGGAUAUACUGCAACAAGAAAAGAGGAUUUUUUUUUUUGUUCUGACAUUUGUUAUGCCACACUUACUAUCAGCCAAUAAUAGUGUUGUUAAUUAAUACCAUAAAGAUGAAAUGGAUUCCUUCGGAAGCAACCUGGAUACUUUCAAAAUGUUGACAUAAUCUAAACCACUACAAUGAUGUCAUUGGACCACACUAGAGACUGCUGACCUGUAGUUUUACUUGUUUAGAUGCUGGCAUGACUACCUUGCAGGAAAGUGCAAUGAAAUAAUGUUUAAUCUUGUAACAAUUAUCCCUUUGCAUUUUAAUGCUAAAGCUAUUGGUACUGGCUAUACAAAUUCUUUACUUCUUUUUGUGAAGUAUGUUAUGUUAGGAGGAAUGAACCUUUUAGGUAGAGUGUAAUCUCUGAAGAUCAGAAUGCAAAUACUGGAAGUAGUGUAGUAAAUACGUAGAUAUGUUAAGCACUGCAGGUAUUUUUAUUAGAAUCUCCAAAUUAUGUAUUUUUUUUUAACAGUUUUUAAUUACAUAAAUUAAAAGAUCCCAACCUGAAAAGCCCCAGGGGGAUUGGUUCCUUAAACGUGUAUUGAAAACUAGACAACACCAUUUACUAAAACACAUUAACAUGAGGUAAUCUUUGCAAUGUUCAUCACUGGGAGGAAGAGAUUGAUGUUCCCUAGUAUAAGUGCUAAUUUUCUUCUAAAUUGGAAAACAAAGUGAUCGAUACCAUUUCUUUUUCUUGGUUUUACAUGUAAGUGUUUGUAUAUUUGCUGACUUCCUCGGUUUCCCUUCUGCAAAGAAGCACAAAGAGAUUGGAUUUAAACCAUGACUGUGCAAUGUCAUUGUUUUGAAGAUUUGCUGCUUUGAAGCACUUCAGUUUGAAGGGUUUUCUCAUGUUGCAUGUCUACUUGUAUUGUAACUUGCUAUAAAAUUCCAGUGUAGCUUUAGGUUUUUUACUUACCUCAUCAAGAUGAUGAGGUAAUCAGGUUUAUGCAGUGUCAAAGUGUCAGGUGGUCACUGACAGAUUCAGUAUUUACUUGGAAACUCCUGCUUGCAUAGGAAUGAGUGUUUAGAUUUGAAUGGUCUAAAUUUUUGUCCUGUUAAUUAAUAGUAGCAGGUACUUUCACAAAAUAAAUUAUUUAUUAUUAAUGUGAAACUGAAAUCUAUUAUCAGCUUUUAACUGGGUCAUUGUUUACUGGCAGGUAAAUAAUAUAAGUAUGCAGUUAAUUCUGAAGGACUUGAGUAAGUUCGAGAAUGUUUGUCUUUUCAGAAGUUAUUUAAAAUUUUGUCAGUGAGGAAAAAUAUAAAAGCUACUGUUACUGCAGAUUGAUAUAUUACCAGGCCUCUGUCAAUGAAAUGUCACUGUCAGCAGUAUUCCUUGAGGUGAUAGAAAAGGGACUAAUGAUCCCAGUGUGAAGUAACUUAUUUGAAAGCAUAUGAUCAACCCACCUCACCCCCCCCAAAAAAAAACCCUCCAAUAGCACCAACAGUUUCUGUUCAGAUGGUAUCUUGUACUUUGCCUAAUCCAUUUAACUUGAAAUGUUUAUCUAGUCUUACUGUACAUUAUAAAAUAGACUUAUGUAUACAUAAAACUAUGUAUUGUAUAUCUUGUAGAUAUUGUUUUAAGUAUGCAAGUGUUUACUUACUUCCUGAUACAUGUGGCAUGUUUAUAUCACUUGCACUCAUAGAGCCUAAAAAUAGAAUUGUGGGGAGUAUCUAUGAAACAGUUGCUGUGAGUACCUUCUGAAUGAGUACUGAGGGGAUAAUCAUUCUGCAUUUAGUUGCAUACAUUUUAGCUUGCAUUCAGAUUACAAGGUGGGGAAAAAAUCAACUAUUUCAUUACUAAGAUUUAUGGUGCCUUAUCUGAAUCGUUAAUUGGGGUUAUGCUUUCUCUUUCCUUGCAGUAAAUUCCAUGCACUUUGUUAGAUUUUUUUUUUUAAAGAACAAUUUUAAUUUGAAUAGAUGUAGGUCAGUUCUGUGUUCUGUUUUGUGUAUGAAAGUUCUAUAAUGAUGAAGGAUGUAAGAAAAUAUGGAUGAAAUCUCAAUGCCUCUGAGUAGCAUUUUUACAAAGAUGUGGCAUAAGACUGCUUUGCUUAGAGUUGUCUGACACCCUGUAUCAUUGUAUAUGAGCUUUCUAUUUCAAGGAAAGUACUCCUAUUCUCUGUGUAAAUUAUGUGAAUAAAUUAUUUUCUAUUA
Molecule: messenger RNA, 9034 nt
Organism: Corapipo altera (White-ruffed manakin)
Lineage: Eukaryota; Metazoa; Chordata; Aves; Passeriformes; Pipridae
Gene: BDP1
Product: B double prime 1, subunit of RNA polymerase III transcription initiation factor IIIB
Exons: 42
Coding region: 57-6815 (2252 amino acids)
Biological process (GO): RNA polymerase III preinitiation complex assembly
Cellular component (GO): transcription factor TFIIIB complex
Molecular function (GO): TFIIIC-class transcription factor complex binding
Source: RefSeq, a predicted model, not a curated record